CACGAUUCCUAGUUCAGGAGGAAGAGACCCUUUUUCUCCCGUUAGUUAGUGCAUGAUGGCGGCCACGUUGAGAGGGAGUCUCGUAACAUUGGCCAAGGGUCUGAGUGGUGCCCGGUUGCAGCCGUUGUAUGCUCGCUCUUUGAGUUUGACCUCCAGUCAGAAUGUUUCGGAGACUCCCCCGGCGCGGGCUGACAGCACCUUUAAGGUCACCAUGGUCCCUGGAGAUGGAGUUGGACCUGAGCUGAUGACUGCUGUCAAAGAGGUUUUCAAGGCAGCUGAUGUUCCUGUGGAGUUUGAGGAGUUUCAUUUGAGUGAGGUGCAGAACAUGGCCAGUGAGGAGAAACUGGAAGAUGUGUUGUCCUCCAUGAAGAACAACAGAGUCGCCAUCAAGGGAAAGAUUCACACUCCUAUGGAGUACAAGGGUGAACUGGCAUCAUAUGAGAUGAGACUGAGGAGAAAGCUGGACCUGUUUGCCAAUGUGGUUCAUGUGAACAGCCUGCCUGGAUAUAGCACCCGCCACAAUAACCUGGAUCUGGUCAUCAUACGGGAGCAGACAGAGGGAGAAUACAGCUCUCUGGAGCAUGAGAGUGUUUCAGGAGUGGUUGCAUGCCUGAAGAUCAUCACCAGGGAGAAAUCUCGCCGCAUCGCUAAAUUUGCAUUCGACUACGCCACCAAGAAAGGCCGCAGCAAAGUGACUGCUGUCCACAAAGCAAACAUUAUGAAACUUGGGGAUGGUCUCUUCCUGCAGAGCUGUGCGGAAGUGGCUGAACUUUACCCCAAGAUUAAAUAUGAAAGCAUCAUCAUUGAUAACUGCUGCAUGCAGCUGGUCCAGAAUCCUUAUCAGUUUGAUGUGCUAGUGAUGCCAAAUCUCUAUGGCAACAUCAUUGAUAACCUGGCAGCAGGACUGGUGGGCGGAGCCGGUGUAGUUCCAGGCGAGAGUUACAGUGCAGAAUAUGCUGUGUUUGAAACGGGAGCCAGACAUCCCUUUGCUCAGGCUGUCGGCAGGAAUAUUGCAAACCCUACUGCUAUGCUCCUCACUGCAUCCAACAUGUUGAGACACCUCAAUCUUGAGUAUCAUUCAAACAUGGUGUCUGAGGCUGUCAAGAAAGUCGUCAAGCAGGGCAAGGUUCGCACCUCAGACCUGGGAGGCUACGCGACAAGCGAUGAGUUCACCAGGGCUGUCAUCUCUAAUCUGGCCAUCUAAACCAAUCCCAGCGCACUCCACAAAUAUCAUUUUAAGCACAAUCUGCAGCACUGGUUGUCCAGUGUCAAACUCUUUUGGUCCAAGAUUUGAAGCCUUGCUAUUGGCCUAACUUUUAGAUUAUCACACAGUGUACAAUAGAGCUCAAGAUUCAUAUGUUGUCUCUAUCCAGAUCCACUGAUAUACCAGACUGUACUGCUUUAUGAUGCUGCUUUAAAAAUAUGUAUUUAUUCAGCUAUUUAUUACUUAAUUGCAAUUGCUACUUGUUUAAUCGUUACCAUUAAUAAAAUAGUAAAUAAUAUUCUGGCAAGUAUGUUGUCUUUUUUUAGUAAUAUUACUCUAAAUGAAAACUGUAUGUGCUAUACAAAGUGAUGGCCUUGCAACAAGAGAAAUGUUCCAUUAGUCAUCUACAAUGACCAUGUUUACAUGGUUGAAAUAUUAUAAAUAUUAUUUAAAUAUGUACAAGUAUUAUAUAGAAAAAAACAAUAA
This is a messenger RNA of Sinocyclocheilus grahami, 1690 nucleotides long. It is a transcript of the gene idh3b, whose product is annotated as isocitrate dehydrogenase (NAD(+)) 3 non-catalytic subunit beta. The transcript has 11 exons. Bases 53 to 1204 code for a protein of 383 amino acids. Lineage: Eukaryota; Metazoa; Chordata; Actinopteri; Cypriniformes; Cyprinidae. The record is from RefSeq and is a predicted model, not a curated record. Gene Ontology annotation, biological process: isocitrate metabolic process; tricarboxylic acid cycle. Gene Ontology annotation, cellular component: mitochondrion. Gene Ontology annotation, molecular function: oxidoreductase activity, acting on the CH-OH group of donors, NAD or NADP as acceptor; NAD binding; magnesium ion binding.